AUGUCGGUAACUACGAUCCAAAUUAGCUUUCUUCUAUUGGCUAUGCUAGUGGUCCGUAAUUUGGCAGCACCAUCAAUUGAAGAAGUACACGAAAUUUAUCUUGGAACGUGUGAAAUAAGCUGUGGUGUCGUGAGCAAUAGUGCCGAAGGACAAGAAUGUCGUGACAAAUUCUGUCCGAAUUAUGUUAGUUAUCUAGUAACAGGUAUCGUUGAUCAAGAUGUAAAGCCUAGUCUUGCAUCCAGUCAUCACAAAGAAGUCUCGAAUUUCUGUGCCACAUGGCUUGUUCAUUUGAUCGAGCAAUUUGGUUGGAAUUAUCGUUUUCGACUGAAUAUGAAAGAGUGUACCUGUGCUGCUGGUAAAGAUUGUCUUGUUAAAUAA
Messenger RNA from Adineta ricciae, 378 nucleotides. The record is from the annotation of a GenBank genome assembly. Lineage: Eukaryota; Metazoa; Rotifera; Eurotatoria; Adinetida; Adinetidae.